AUGGAAGUUUUGGAUGGAAAGCCUAGGCUAAUUUUAGCUUAUUCUGACACAUCAAGGCCUGCAACAAAGAUGGGUAUUAAAACCAGAGCACCAAAACAGCCAUUACGAACAAGGCACGCUGGGCAUGUGCUGAAGUCAACACAAAAUGCUUGUAUCAAGCAGGAAAACUUAAACCCAAGGAGUCAAUCAAGCUUGUCAAUGACAAAAGGUGAAAAACUGCAGGCUAUUAAACAUUCCUCACAUGAAACUGCAACUAAAGAUCACUCUUUGGUUUUCCAAAGUGAUAGCACAAACAGAUAUCCUGAUUCCAAGAAUCCUAAUGGUUUUAAAAAAAGCCAACAGAAACCCCAAAUUACAUGUGUAUCAGCUGAAGACCUAAGAAGUCUGUUGGGUUUAACACAAGAACAGCUUCAAAAACUUUUGAUGACUGUAAAAGAAGAAACUAGAUGCAUCUCAGAGACUCAUAAUGAAAAGCAAGCAGAAAUGGUUGCUAAUGAGACAUCAGAGGAAAACACAGUGCUGCUCCAAAAAGCUUGUGAAGUUUCAUCUGUUCCAGAUGAAGCUGACUACAAUUCAAGCAGGAAACAAGAAGCAAAUCUGCAGCCAGGACAGAAAGUUAUAAAGGAUUCAUGGAAACCUGCCAACAUGUUUAGUACCUUGGGUGAAAGAGAAGAGCAGAAAGCAUUAUUAGAAUUUCGAAAGACCCAAUGGAAGAAGGAAUUAGAUGAACAAGUAACACUGAAAAAGAAGCUGAAAGAAACUUUGGAGGGAGAGGUGGGUUGUUUCUGGGCAACACCUGGCAGUAAUAAAGCCCACCAAGCAAAAAUAGAAACGGCUGACCAGAAUGAGGAAGCUGUGCCACAGGAACAACCUUUUAGUGCUUUGAAACGUGAGCAACAGAAGAAGUGGCUUGAAGAGCUGGACAAACAGAAGGAAGAAGCUAAGCGACGAAAAAUAGAGGAAAAACUUGAAUUAUCAAAGGCUGAAGAAUAUGACAGAUGGGCAAUGCAUUUUGAUUCUUUAAAGAACCACCUUAACGCUAACGCACAACACACCUUAAAUGGAAUGUACAAAAAGCAGCCUGAAAGUCUUUGCCUGUCACCUGACCCUAAGGAGCUGACUGCUUUUAUUCACCCUUUCUCACCUGCAGCUUUAGGCAACCUUAUGCCCUCAAAGGUGGGAAAUCCAGAAAAAGCUGCUAAAGCCAGUACUUUGGAACAGAGUCAGAAAGUGAGUUUCCUCCGUUCAAUGACAGCUCUCCUGGACCCUGCACAGAUCGAAGAGAGAAACAGGCGGCGGCAGAAACAGUUAGAACAUCAGAAAGCAAUAAUGGCUCAGGUAGAAGAAAAACAGAAGAAGAAACAACUGGAGGAAGAGCAGAGAAAGCGGGAAGAACAAAAGCAAGAAGAGCGUCUAGCUCGAGAAAAAGAACAAAUGCAGAAACAAUUGGAAGAAGAUAUGCUGAAACAAAAACAAAAGAAGGAAUUCCUGACUCUGAAAACAAAUGAGCUUUAUCAGACAAUGCAGAAAGCUCAAGAGUUCGCACGGAGAUUAAAACAAGAACAGCGCAUUCAAGACUUGGCUCAGAAGGGACAUGACGUUUCAAACCUUCAGAAGAACCUUGGUGGUGCUGAUACUGAUUUUGAAAAUUGUAAUACUGACAUUUCACAUCAAAGUCAUAACUCUUCUGAUGACAUCAAGAGCGACAUUGAUCAGCAGACUUCUCCUCGGAAGGACGCUGCUGUACAGACAGAUUACAUUAAUACUUCAGUAUACACUGAGACAGCUGAGGAAAAAACUGUGGGUUGCGGAUCGCCUGAUAUUUCCAUACAAUGUAAAGAAACCUCUAACAGCAAAAAAAAACAUAAGGAAAUGCAGAAUAUAGAUAAAAAUAUAACUUCAGGAAAAGAGACUGGUGGCAUUUAUGGUGAUCUGCAUGAACAAUAUGCAAAAAGAGAAAGACAAAUUAAACCUUCAGAAAAAGACAGCAAAAGACCCCACUGGAACAUAAACAAUCCUGGGAAAAGAUAUAUUCUAGCAUCUGAAAGAUACCCUAAACAGCUACAAAAACAAAGGAGAGAAAACAAACUAAGACGACAAAUGGAGCUGCUUCAGUUGGUAGAAAGAAAUACUUCUGGGAGUCUCUGCCCCAAAAAAGGUGGAUAUUCAGACAGGUCUCCUUCACCUUACAAAAAAAUAAACGUGAAGAAUAAGGGACAUAGAGUCAGUAAGGAAGAAACAUUACCUAAGAAUCAUUUGAAUAAAGAAAGAACUGAAUCACCACCUGAACCAACUGUUCCAGCAGUUAAGAACAGUCUACACCAAGUACAACAAAAACAGACACAUACUUCUAAUUUCCUGGUGCAUAACAGCAAUAGUAGAAAAAAGAAGAGUAUCAAGACAGACACAGAGCAGAGGAGCUUCCUCCCUGCCCUGAUAGAAGCUGGAAGACCUCACUCUCCAGAAUUUAUUCCCUACAUCCGAACAAACGAAGUGUAUUACCUGGAUCCAGAUGCACCAGGGGCCAGCCCUUCAACACAUGACCCACAGUAUCAACAGCUUAAUGAUUCUUACCAAUCACCACAACAGCUUUGUAGCUUCAGUCAUGCUGGAGAUCCUCUUCUAAAUCCUGAUGUUGUUAAAACCAGAGAGAGACAACAAGCAAUUCUCAAAGCAUUAUCAGAAUUACGCCAGGGUCUCCUGCAGAAGCAGAAGGAGUGGGAGACCACUCUGACUCCUGUUGUAGCUCAAGAAGAGAACUUUACUUCGCCAUUUUGA
Messenger RNA from Chaetura pelagica (chimney swift), 2778 nucleotides. It is a transcript of the gene CCDC66, whose product is annotated as coiled-coil domain containing 66. The transcript has 18 exons. Gene Ontology annotation, molecular function: microtubule binding. Gene Ontology annotation, cellular component: microtubule; cilium. The record is from RefSeq and is a predicted model, not a curated record. NCBI's taxonomy places the organism in Eukaryota, Metazoa, Chordata, Aves, Apodiformes, Apodidae. The coding region runs from base 1 to 2778 and encodes 925 amino acids. Gene Ontology annotation, biological process: cilium assembly.